Molecule: messenger RNA, 1002 nt
Organism: Mesorhabditis spiculigera
Lineage: Eukaryota; Metazoa; Nematoda; Chromadorea; Rhabditida; Rhabditidae
Source: the annotation of a GenBank genome assembly
AUGGUUUCAAACCAACAGUAUUCCGAGAUGCACAACCAGAUGGCCAUGAUGCACGGGGAUGUACGAGAAGGCCACGAUCUGCAUUUGAUGCAGCCCCACCAUCACAGCGAGCACCAGAUGGAGGAGCAGGAAGAAAGUGAUGGAGAAGAGGGGCACCACUCCAUGACGCCGGGCAUGGAAGGCACUUCUGGAGGCGAUCCGAGGGCUUCUGCCAUGCUCCCCGAGCAGGACAGGCUGUUGCCGAUUGCAAAUGUAACCCGGUUAAUGAGGACGCAAAUUCCGGAAGCUGGAAAGAUGGCCAAAGAAGCGCGUGAACUCGUCCAGGAUUGUGCCUCGGAAUUUAUCUCCUUCAUCACGUCGCACGCAAAUGAACGCUGCCUACAGGAACGGCGAAAAGUGGUCACCUCAGACGAUCUACUCGACGCGUUACGUGAUCUCGGCUUUGACGAGUACAUCGAGCCCAUGGCAAUGUUUCUAAACAGAUAUCGACGAGAGCUGGGCAAGGAGGGCCUCGCCCGGCCGCCAAUCGUUCAUCCCCCGCCCGGCUAUCAACACGACGACGGGCAGACGCACCAGAAGCCGAUUCUCCUGCCGCAGACCGCGAAUAAUGAAUCGAUCAAUCACGCGCCCACCUCACUACAACCUGCGAAUAUUCAAAUAUUGGUGGACCCCGAAACCGGCCAGCAUUACAUGACGCAGCCAGGCGAAGACGACGAACUGGCGCUGAUCCCGAUCGAGAUGACCGAGUUCGUCGAUGGGAGCCAUAAGUCGCCGGAUGGACAAGAAGCCCAUGUCGGCAUGGUGGUGGCCCAUGAAGCGCCAAGCAUCCACCACACUCCCGCCGUCCCCCAACAUCAGAUCGUCAUCGAGCAACACCCGAUGCAAACGAUGGCCCCCAGCCAAGCCCCGAAGAAAACAACGGGGCGUACACCACCAAAGAAGGCCCCUCCGCCACAAACGCCAGUCAGGGAGACACGCGGCAUGAAGCGGCAACGCCUAGAA